ACGAUGAAAAUGAAGUCGAUGGCGCGCAGGGUCCGCUCGAUGAAUUUGAGACUGGUUAUUUCGAAAAUCUAGGCGCUAAGACGGAGAAAUGUCUCGAAACGUUUUUCACCACUUGGGGCAAAUUCUUCGCACGUCGCCCGAAAAUGACACUUGUUGGUGGCAUUUGUUUUGUCAUAGCCAUGGGUUAUGGCAUUAAAUUCUUACACAUCACAACCGAUCCGGUACAGCUGUGGGCAUCACCGCAAUCGAAAUCGCGUAUUGAACGUGAAUUUUACGAUUCGCAAUUUCAGCCGUUCUAUCGUAUAGAACAGAUAAUCAUACACGCCGUCGAUUUGCCUGAUAUCGUACACAACACAUCUAACGGUCCACUACAUUUUGGUCCAGUGUUUGACAAAGCCUUUCUCACACAAGUCCUAGAGCUCCAGGAAGACAUCAUGAAUUUAGGAAGAAAUGGUAAUGGCACAGUUUUGGAGGAUAUUUGCUUUGCACCCUUGUCCAGUGAUGGUACCGACAAAAAGGAUGUUUCCAAUUGCAUUGUACAAUCCAUUUGGGGUUAUUUCGGCAACGAUUUGGAGCGUUUGAAUGAAACUGACGAGGACGGCAACUUCGAGGUCACCUACUUGGAUGGCUUGUAUCAGUGUAUGGGUAACCCAUAUCUCUGUCUGGCACCGUAUGGCGGUCCGGUGGAUCCAGCUGUCGCAUUAGGUGGCUUCUUGGCACACGGUGAACAGUUAUCGGGUGAUACGAAAUUCGAGCGUGCAAAUGCCAUCAUACUUACCUUCCUGGUGAAUAAUUAUCACGAUAAGUCCAAAUUGGGUCCGGCAUUGGAGUGGGAGAAACGUUAUGUAGAGUUUAUGUUGAACUACACAAAGACGCGUAUGGGCAAACAUAUGGACAUUGCAUUCACAUCGGAGCGCUCGAUUGAGGACGAACUAAAUCGUGAAUCACAAUCCGAUGUUAUGACUAUACUCGUCUCCUAUUUAAUUAUGUUUGCGUAUAUUGCGAUAUCUUUGGGUCACGUGCAGGAGGUGCGUCGUGCGCUAAUCGACAGUAAAAUCACUUUAGGUGUUGGUGGUGUGAUUAUAGUGUUGGCCUCUGUGGUCUCUUCAGUUGGCGUAUUCGGUUAUAUUGGUGUGCCUGCAACACUUAUAAUCGUCGAAGUGAUACCUUUCCUGGUGUUGGCAGUAGGUGUUGAUAAUAUCUUCAUAUUGGUGCAAACAUAUCAGCGUGAUGCACGUCGCGCCGAUGAAACGCACGAGGAUCACAUUGGUCGCAUAUUGGGACGUGUUGGUCCCUCUAUGCUGCUGACUUCGGUCAGUGAGAGCUGCUGCUUUUUCCUGGGUGGUCUUUCGGAUAUGCCUGCCGUGAGAGCUUUCGCAUUGUACGCCGGCAUGGCAUUGCUCUUCGAUUUCAUACUACAAAUCACAUGCUUUGUUAGUUUGCUAACACUGGACACUAAGCGUCAAGCUGAAAAUCGUUUGGAUAUCUUCUGUUUUAUACGCGGCAAGAAGAGUGAUGCCUUACCCCACACUGAGGGCUUAUUAUACAAAUUUUUCAAGAGCGUCUAUGUACCGUUCCUAAUGCAAAAGACUAUGCGCGUUGUGGUUAUGAUUGUAUUCUUCGGUUGGCUGUGCAGCAGUGUGGCUAUUGCGCCACGCAUUGAAAUCGGUUUGGAUCAGGAGUUGUCGAUGCCGCAAGACAGUUUUGUACUACACUAUUUCCAAGCGCUGAACAAAUAUUUAAGUAUUGGUCCACCCGUGUAUUUUGUGUUAAAAUCUGGUUUGGAUUUCUCCAAAACAUUCCAUCAAGAUCUGGUUUGUUCCGGGAAGUAUUGUAAUGAUGACAGCCUGUUGACACAAAUCUAUUUGGCUAGUCGUCGCGGUAAUGUGACGUACAUCGCACGUCCUGCCUCCAGUUGGAUCGAUGACUACUUCGAUUGGAGUCAAUCGUCAAGUUGCUGUAAAUAUUAUCCUAAAACUGGCGACUUUUGUCCACAUCAAAAGACUGAAUGUGACAGCUGCGAAAUUGAUAAAACCGAUCGGCAACGACCAACAGCGCAUGAUUUUGGCAAAUAUCUAACAUUCUUCUUGCGCGACAAUCCCGACGAUAGUUGCGCCAAAGCCGGUCACGCUGCCUACGGCAAUGCUGUACAGUAUAAAACGAAUCCAAGUACAAAUCUCUCUACCGUCGAAGCAACCUCAUUUAUGGCCUACCAUUCGAUAUUGAAGACAUCAGCCGAUUUCUACGAAUCACUACGCGCUGCACGUAAAAUCUCUGCAAAUAUAACGCAUAUGCUGCGCGGUCGCUUAAUGUCACAGGGUGUGCCAUUUGAGCAAACGCUCGAUAUUGAAGUAUUCCCCUAUUCAGUCUUUUAUGUAUUCUACGAACAGUAUUUAACCAUGUGGCCAGAUACAUUGCAAAGCAUGGGCAUUUCCGUACUCGCCAUCUUUAUUGUUACAUUCGUGCUAAUGGGUUUCGAUAUACACUCAUCGCUGGUGGUGGUGAUCACGAUCACAAUGAUUGUUAUCAAUUUGGGCGGUAUCAUGUACUAUUGGAAUAUAUCAUUGAAUGCUGUGUCGCUGGUGAAUCUUGUGAUGGCUGUUGGCAUAUCGGUGGAGUUUUGUUCACACUUGGUGCAUAGUUUCUCGAUUUCAAUGGAGAGCACACGUGAGAAGCGCGCCGCAGAUUGUCUAACAAAAAUGGGCAGUUCCAUAUUCUCCGGUAUUACUUUAACGAAAUUCGGUGGCAUUUUAGUUUUGGCUUUUGCAAAAAGUCAAAUAUUCCAAGUAUUCUAUUUCCGCAUGUAUUUGGGUAUUGUGCUGAUCGGCGCUGCUCACGGACUUAUAUUCCUGCCGGUGCUACUCAGCUAUAUUGGCGCACCGAUUAACAAAGCCAAGCUGGUCAAUUAUCAACGACAGGCCUAUAAAGUGCAAGAAACAUCGUUAUCUACGACGUGAUGCGAAUCGAUAAUUUACCAAAGAGACGAUUCACCGUCAAGUCCAAGAAACAUCAUCCAACCAACACAAUCAACCAGCAUAUUAGCAUUUUUCCAUCAAUACAUCGGCAGGGCGUGUCUUUAUCAUGCAGCGGACGUGUGAAGACGUUAAUAAUGCGAUGAUGUUGAAAUCAAAAAACGCCCCAGCCGCCCAAUUAGAAAGUGAGCAUGUGUAAGUGACGGAGCAGCGAAACUUUAUUUGCACUUGUAACAGUUCAGGAUAUUAAAAAAAAUAUAGGGUACAAAGGAAAUAUAAAUGUAUGUAUGUAGUUUAUUGUUUUUUAAUUUUUCCCCGAAUGCGAGAAUUACAACAAAAACAACUGAGUAAAAGACAAAACUUAUAUUUCUUUACGAAGUAAUUUAUAUAUAUACAGACACACACGCGCGCGUACGCAAACAAACGUUAGUUGUGAAGUUCGUAAAAGGCUUUUGUAUUGAACAAAUAAAAUAAAACAAAAACAAAAACAAGCACCAAUAUGUACCCAGCCUAAAUCGAGCUCUGUGAUAAACUUAGGUACAGGAAAAAGAGAACAAAUGCUAAAUAAAAAAUUUAAAUAAACUAUAGAAAAAACAGCAACAACAUUUGUAUUAAACAAAAUAUGCAAUCAUAUUUCCAUAGACUGGUCAACCGCGCAGCCGCUGCGGCGUUGAAAGCAUUCAUGUUUGGCUUUAGAUUUUGAAAGCCGUUAGUAUUUUUUGGCAUUUUUCAAUUCCAUAUUUUUAAUUAACUAACGUUCUCUCAUACACCAUACUUUAUAUAGAAAUAUGCAAACAUGCAAAAACAUUUUGCAAACAAAAUAAGCAAGCAAUCUUCAAACAUACAAAGAAAUGUUCAUUCAUACAAGAAAUAUUACUCCAUACAUACAAAGAUCGUAUAUAAAUUUUUAUAUAAAUACCGCUAUAACGCUAAUAAGCUUAUAUAUUCUCUGCAUUCAUUAAAUUUUAUUUUCGAAUCUCUUUUUUGGCAAAUUGAAUUAAAGCGAAUUGAACUGUUUUUUAGCUGAAAUUAUUUUCCAAAUUUUUAUUAUUUGCGUGCUUUGGAAGUUUCAUUAUAUAUAAAUGUACAUAUAUACCUUCUGUUUGUGUGUAAAUGUAGCAUAUUUAGACUAUAUUAGCUAGCUGUAUUAGUAUUUUGAAAAGCCUACAAUUGUUUUUUAGGUUAAAUGAAUUAUAUUAUAUUAUUUGAAAUAAAAAAGCACUGUAAUAAAAUUAUUUAUAAAACUGUGUGACAAUGCACUUUACAUGAAAUGAAGUUCUUUUCUUUUA
Messenger RNA from Bactrocera dorsalis (oriental fruit fly), 4261 nucleotides. RefSeq names its product NPC intracellular cholesterol transporter 1-like (gene Npc1a). Lineage: Eukaryota; Metazoa; Arthropoda; Insecta; Diptera; Tephritidae. Gene Ontology annotation, cellular component: membrane. Gene Ontology annotation, molecular function: lipid carrier activity. The record is from RefSeq and is a predicted model, not a curated record.